UUUAUUAUUCGUGUGGAACAAUUGUCAAUUAUUGUCAAAAAACAUUGGGCCACGCUGUUCUUUAAAAUCCGUGGACAUGUCAUGAAAUGAAACGCUUGCUGUUUAUUCUAUGCACUCGGUAACUCCUUGAAAGUUACUUCGUUGUGUACGAUUUGCAACGUACUCUGAGCUUAUUAAUUGUGCCAUACGCUUAAGUGAUAUUGUGAGUGUCAGGUUGGUGUGAGAUUGAGUUUUCUGCUAUUUUGUAAUUUUUGAAUCUAGCUGACAACCCUCAGUGGUUAAUCCGAAGAACACAUUUAGGUCACCGUGAAGAAAACUAGUAUAGCAAAGAUGGCUGCAAAUUUAGAUGAAGAACAGAGCCUCCGAGAAUGUGAAGCAUACGUCCAAAGACACAAUAUUCAGCAAGUGUUGAAGGAUUGCAUUGUUCAGUUGUGUGUCAGCAGGCCGGAAAAUCCUAUUUCAUUUCUACGGGAGUAUUUUCAGAAGUUGGAGCGGGAGCAGGCCCACGAUGCCAAGCAGCAGGCCGCCUCCCCCGAGGACACCGAGGACCUCUCCCCGCUGCCCUCGGCGGCGCAGCAGCCGGCUCGGCGCCGCGGCGGCAUCUCGGCCGAGCCCGUCACGGAGGAGGACGCCACCAGCUACGUGAAGAAAGUUGUGCCAAAGGAUUAUAAGACUAUGGCAGCCUUAUCAAAGGCCAUUGCCAAGAAUGUUCUUUUUUCACAUCUUGAUGAAAAUGAGCGCUCAGAUAUAUUCGAUGCAAUGUUUCCAGUAAAUUUUAUGCCAGGUGAAACAAUAAUACAGCAAGGAGAUGAGGGUGACAACUUCUAUGUAAUUGAUCAAGGGGAAGUGGAGGUAUUUGUUAACUCGGAUAUGGUUACAACUAUUGGUGAGGGAGGAAGUUUUGGCGAAUUAGCUCUUAUAUAUGGCACUCCUCGGGCUGCAACUGUUCGAGCCAAGACUGAUGUGAAGUUAUGGGGAAUUGAUAGAGAUUCAUACAGAAGAAUUCUUAUGGGCUCCACUAUACGCAAGCGAAAGAUGUAUGAAGAAUUUUUAUCUCGAGUGUCUAUACUAGAGAACCUGGACAAGUGGGAGAGACUCACUGUGGCUGAUGCUUUGGAACCUGUGUCCUUUGAUGACCGUGAAACAAUUGUUAGGCAAGGAGAACCUGGUGAUGAUUUCUACAUAAUUGUAGAAGGCACUGCUUUGGUAUUGCAGUAUAGAGCUGAAGGAGAAGAGCCAAUGGAAGUUGGAAGACUUGGCCCAUCUGAUUACUUUGGUGAAAUUGCUCUUCUCUUGGACCGACCAAGAGCUGCAACAGUUGUGGCCAAAGGUCAAUUGAAGUGUGUCAAACUGGACCGAGCAAGAUUUGAGCGUGUGCUGGGAUUGUGUGCAGACAUCUUGAAAAGGAACAUCACCCAAUACAACAGCUUUGUGUCACUUUCCGUGUAAUUUAGGAGAACGCCUUACAGUAUAAUUUGUGCAAGUACCUACGUACUUAGCUUCUCAACCAUUGAAUUAGGCUUCCUUGCUUUCAAAAUUCAGCCGUUAAGAUGCCAGCCGCCAGAUCUCACAAAUGAACCAAGGGGGAAAAUGAGUAGAUUAGAAUUGUGAGGAUGCAGCUUGCCUUGUGUGAACAGGUUUGAGAAAUACUAUUUUAAAGCUACAUGUUGGGGAAAAGAUAUCAAGAUUAUAUUAAUGUCUUUGUUGUGUAUUUGUUUGAUCAGGAAUAGAAGUUUAUCCUAGUAAGAAUGUUUUAUUCUACACUGCGUAUUUGAAUCUAGGAUCUGUUCAAUUCCAUUUCUGGAUAUUUUAACAAUUUUUUUCUGUGUGUGCGUGUGUGUAUUCAUGUAUUUUCCUGUGUCAAAAAUAGAUUUGCAAUCUCAAUUCCCUUGUUCCCUUGCUGUAUUUGUGAACAUUCUUGAUCAUUGUUCUUGGUUGUUAUAUGACCAUAUAAUGCAGUGUGUGCUGGAAAGGAGAUAUUUUACAAUGCAUUAGGCUAGUCUCGAUAUGUUUUGUUUCAAUCAACUACAUAUGUGAAAACAUUGAGAGUUUAUCACUUUGUUGGAUGUUAUGAAAGGUACUUUAAUGUUCAGUUAUUGUUGUAACCUGGGAUAGGUUAAUUUUUAUGUUUACAAUUUUCUCAGUAAGGAACUGGAUGUUCAGAAUAAUCUUCUAACAAGAAAAAGAAAAUUAACUAUAUUUAUUACUAAACUAGAAAAAUAUGUACAUACAAACAGGAUAUGAGUGAAUAUUGAAAAUAUUCAAUAAAGUUCUGAAGUGUAUAGACAUUCUUUUUCCAUUACAUGAACACCUUUUUUCCUGAAAGCCGAGAAAAGCAUUUGAUGCUGAAAAACAUUUUACCUACAAAUUUUUAAGGUUCUUUACACCCCUAUAAUUGAGAAGAAAGUUCUCAUUUCUUCACUUGCAAAAUAAUUGAGUGUAUUUCCAGCACCAUCCAUUCUGUGUUCUGCAGUUCCUGUUGCAGGUAAUAAUUAUUUAAAACUUUCGUUGAGUUAUAUAGUUCUAGCAGAAAUUAUCUAAUUGCCUAUUUCAUUAUUUUAUCAAAAAAAUGUAUUAGAGAUACAUAUUGUAGAUUCUAGCAUUCAGUGAGGAUCACAAUAUUUUAAAUCUCUCAAAUUUUACAAUUGCUACAUUAAGCGAGACAAUUAUUCAUGCUUGAUACACCUUGUUUAUUCAAAAUAUUAAGUACUUCUUAAUUUCGAUAGGCUUCUUUCUUGUGGACUUGGUGACAAAAUAAAUCAAAAUAUAUGUGCUUUGGAAACAGUCUUAAUUAUGGAUGAUUGAGUAUUUGAGCAGUUUUAUUCACAGGUGAGGCAUUAGUGUGGUGAGAACACAUUAAUUUUUUUCGACAUGAAUUAUUUCAGCACGUUAUUCAGUCUUACUCUAGAACAUUAAUUAAUUUAAAACAAAUAAAUUAUAUAUAGUAUAUCCUAGAAUCAAAUUCAAUUGGUGCAGUAGACUC
Molecule: messenger RNA, 2983 nt
Organism: Gryllus bimaculatus (two-spotted cricket)
Lineage: Eukaryota; Metazoa; Arthropoda; Insecta; Orthoptera; Gryllidae
Source: the annotation of a GenBank genome assembly